Molecule: messenger RNA, 2452 nt
Organism: Maylandia zebra (zebra mbuna)
Lineage: Eukaryota; Metazoa; Chordata; Actinopteri; Cichliformes; Cichlidae
Product: zinc finger protein Aiolos
Biological process (GO): regulation of transcription by RNA polymerase II
Molecular function (GO): DNA-binding transcription factor activity; RNA polymerase II cis-regulatory region sequence-specific DNA binding
Source: RefSeq, a predicted model, not a curated record
GGCUGUGCGUGUUUAGGUUCAGAGAAGGAAUGUUUGAAGAUUUAAACAUCAUCAGACUUGUUCUGAGUCUCGCCGUCGGUGCUGCUCUGCUGGAUUCACACGCUCUGGUCUUUGUUGCUCCACCUUACUGAAAAUGCGUUCCUGUUCCUUUAAGGAAUUCACGGCUGUGACGUUGCUUAUAUUCCAUAUUCAGAGAAAGUCCAGCGGCGGAGUGUGGAAUCUCCUCCUGUGAGUGCACUUCUCCUCUGUGGUGCUGAGCAAGAAGCAGACCUGGUUUUAAAGCGCCAAAGGGGAGAAUCUGGUUAGACUCUCAUUAACCGAAUACUGUAAAUCCCCCCCCCUCACAGAACGUUUUCCUUCAUCAUGAGCACAGAAAAGCAUCCUGAAUUCACAUCCUCAGAGGCAGACGGGAUGGAUGUUGCAGAUGUGAAGUCGCAGGAGGAGGAAGAAGAGAAGGAGGACAGCUCAUUUAGUGAAAAUGGAAUUCAGUCCGCUGAAGGUGUCGCAGAUCCACGUGUGAUAAAGUCCGAGGCUGAGGAGAUGGAAGAUAACGAGCAGCUUCUCAAGGCUGAAAAAGACCAAGAGAUUGUGCCUAAAGAGGAAGCAGAGGGAGGCAGUGAGGACGGGAUGGAGGAAGGUUUUGAUGGGGAGAGGACAGAGGAAGAGAAUGAUGAGGAGAGGGACAUGGAAGGGGAUGAAGAGGGAGAUGGCCUGAGUGAGCCGCAGGACCUGUCGCUGGUGGACUACUCGCGUUACAACAGCGCGGCCCUCCCCGACGCCAGCGCAGCGGCGUCUGCCGCCAACGCGGAAGGCGCUUACGCACCUGGAGCCGGGCCGCCUCGCAUCCAACCGACAGGCAAGCUCAGCUGUGACAUCUGCGGCUUGUCCUGCAUCAGCAUUAACGUACUGCUGGUGCACAAGCGCAGCCACACGGGCGAGAGGCCAUUCCACUGCACUCAGUGUGGGGCCUCCUUCACCCAGAAGGGAAACCUGCUUCGCCACAUCAAACUGCACUCCGGGGAGAAGCCUUUCAAAUGCCCGAUGUGCAGCUACGCCUGCCGGCGACGUGACGCUCUGAGCGGGCACCUGCGCACCCACUCUGUAGAGAAGCCCUUCAAGUGCAACCAUUGCAGUCGCAGCUACAAGCAGCGCAGCUCGCUGGAGGAGCACCGAGAGAGGUGCCAUGUGUACAUUCAGAGCAAAGGUCCCGCCGAGAGAGAGGACAGUCACACAUCCAGGACUCAGAUGGGUACUGAGCGUGCGCUGCUGCUCGACAGGCUCGCCAGCAACGUAGCCAAGCGGAAGAGUUCAAUGCCACAGAAGUUUACAGGCGACAACGGCGUGUGCCUGGACCUGAGCUUUAACAGGGAUCUGGUCCACCGAACUGAUGUCAAGGAUCCUCCGUCGGACUCCCCGGGGCCAGACGCCCAUCACCAGCAACAACCGAUCCACCCAGGCCCCAAUGGUGACCAACCGCCUUCCCACAGGCCCUACCCCAUCUCGUUAGCCCGUGGCGACAUCACUCCCAUGGGCCUCACCAAUGGCCACAAGAUGGCCAUGCCGCUCCUGGGAAUCCCUCACGCCUCCCAGCCUCCCCUUGGCAUGGACUCUUACCACAAUGACAACACCCAGAUAUCCCAGCCUGUCAUGUACAGCUUAGGCCACCUGCUUGGGGGGCUGAAUUCCCAGAACGGCAUGCCUCACCCACACGCCCAGCCCAUCCCCCUGUCGCCUCUUGAGGCUUUGCGAGUGAUGCGAGCUGACGGGGAGACCGUGCCCGGGGCCGUGUACCCCUGUGGCCACUGCAGGGUGAUCUUCCUGGACUAUGUCAUGUUCACCAUCCACAUGGGGUGCCACGGCUUCCGCGAUCCGCUCGAGUGUAACGUGUGUGGCCACCGCAGUCGGGACCGUUACGAGUUUUCUUCCCACAUAGCCCGUGGCGAGCACCGCCUAGAGUUGAAGUAGACUGCAGGCACAACACCAGCACUGCAUGAGAAAAACAGCAGAUUAACUCAUAUAAGUAGUGUCAGAAAUGAAUUCAUGAAGUAGCUAUCACUUUCUGCCUGUGUGUGUGUGUGUGUGUGUGUGUGUGUGUGUGUGUGUGUGUGUGUGUGUGUGUGUGGGUGUGUGUGUGUGGGUGUGCGUGUUGGAGAGGGAGACGUUAUACGAGUGUAACGGGUUUCAGGGUGUUUUUAGUCAUACUGUAGUCAUCUGAAAAGAUGGCCUGUAAAAUGUUAAUGCAGGAGCACUUCUACCUCCUUUUUCAUGCAUAUAUUUGUACUUAAUGGUCCCUGCUGUAGCCGCUGUGUAUAUCCUAAUCCUCAGUUCCAUAUGUUAAUUCAAAUGUUCCAAAAAUAUGAGCACUUAUUACAUUUAUUGUGUAAAUGCUUUUGUUUUUUAUCAGUGUAAAGAUGUAAGUAAUAAAAGACAGCUCUUCCUUCGUCACACACAA